Molecule: messenger RNA, 1011 nt
Organism: Lachancea dasiensis
Lineage: Eukaryota; Fungi; Ascomycota; Saccharomycetes; Saccharomycetales; Saccharomycetaceae
Source: the annotation of a GenBank genome assembly
AUGAUCCGGUUUCAAGCCUUUUCGCGGCGGAGACUAUAUCUAAAUGCUUGGUUGCCGCAGCAGAGAGUUCAUAGCAGCACGAAGCUAGAGGCACCCAGGGUUUUUAGCCGAUGGCUCAAUGUCAAUAACGUCCAUGAUCCAAAACAUGUAUUUACAAACCCUUCCAACAACGAAGUUCCGGAUUCCAUGCAUUUUUUCUCUCGUCCCGACUCGAAAAUGGUCUCAGAAGAGGAGCUCGUCGUCGGUAGCAUUCAGCAGUCUAUUAAAAACCAGCGUCGAAAGCGCUUAAGAGAUAUAUGUGGUGCUUUCGCAGUAGCAUUAGUGGGGACAAUACUCGGCUAUUCUAUUGGUUAUAGAGUGGUAUACUUACAUGAAGAGUCCUUUAUACCGGUAUACCCGGUGCCCAAAGCUCGUAAUUUUAGUGACGACGAGCUCCGAUCUAUCAAUACCCAAGAAAUCAGGGAAAUGGCAGAGUACAAACUCCUGGAGAAACUAUCGAUGCAUCCAAUGAUUAAAGAAGAGUACGGUGUACCAUUGCAUAAGUCUCCUGGCGUUUCUCUGAAGACUCAUGAAUUUUCAGUUUGGCAGGAGGACCCUAACCCGUGUCUUGCGGGAUUCCAAGUUGUACCACGGAGUUCACCGAAUGACGGUAUUGGCUGGCAUUUAGUUCCAUUCCUUUUCAAGUGGAGACUGAGUACUCGUUCCAUCGAUCUGACCGACUUCGCAGAUCGCAUUUUGGGCCUGUUUGGGGUUGAGUCGUCAGACAUAUACCAAAUAGUGAAUCCUAGCCUUGAACCAGGAGGUUACAAAUAUGAAAGACCACCACAUUACUCGCAAAAUCACCGCGCUACAAACUUGUGCUUUAUGGGGGAAUUAGAUUUGGGUCAAAACGACAGGAUAGUUUUCAAAGGUCGGUACCAUGUCGACAUCAAACUGCAGCAGGUAGAUCUCUUGCGCAAAGAAAAAGGUAAGUUAGUGCGCUACGUGCUGUACCAAAGCAACGCGAGAUGA